Messenger RNA from Rhipicephalus microplus (southern cattle tick), 4982 nucleotides. RefSeq names its product protein O-glucosyltransferase 2. The record is from RefSeq and is a predicted model, not a curated record. Gene Ontology annotation, molecular function: glucosyltransferase activity. NCBI's taxonomy places the organism in Eukaryota, Metazoa, Arthropoda, Arachnida, Ixodida, Ixodidae. Gene Ontology annotation, cellular component: endomembrane system.
GGCCGCGGGUCAUCCGUAGUACCUUCGUACGGUGUCGGCGAGACUCGGAAGAGGCGAGUGGAAAGGAUCGCUGGCCGAAAGUGCGCGCGAUCCCUUUCGGAACUACUAUACUGCUAGCCGCUGCGGGAAAGCGAUCCGGUGUGAUUAUGCAUGCUGUCGUGGCGUUUUGAUAAACCCGUCUAGGUGAGACCACGCCAAGUUGUAACUAUGCACUGGUGAAAGACACGAUUCGGGCUGCUCAGAUGUUUCCGAAAAGCAGAAUGCUGCUUGCGGGACGACUUUGCGUUGCCUUGCUGCUAGCAGCCGUUGUCGCUGCUGAAGACAAGUGCCCCGUGAAUGCGUGCGGUGAAAGUAGUUGGCCCAACGGCCGGCCGCAGCCUCAAGUGUCGGCGCGCUUGUAUGGCCCUGGCCUUCGAGGAGACUUCAACCUUCCAGCCAGAUACUUCUUUGUACUCGUCGUCGACGCUAGCGGCAACAACUUUACUGCAGCAACCUCGACGAAUCUGAGCGUGUCUAUCACGGGAACCAACAGCCACUGCAGCAUUUGGACACAGGUCCUGAAUCGAAGAGACGGACUUUUCAUUGUUCGUUACAAACUCUUUAGAAGUUGUCCUGAAGCACAAGUGGAGGUCAGCUUCAAUGGAUCUCCCCUUACGGAGGCGCCAGUUUUGAUCAAAGGACCUCUCCACCAUGAUGCUUGCAGUUGUCCUGUUUCUUUUGACAAGUGGCUGUUGCAAACAAAAUGUCCAGUAGUGGAUCCUCAGAUCCUAAAGGAUCUUGCGUGGUUUGAAGAGAUAGACAUGAAGAAGAUGCUUCGUGAAGCCCUUCGUCGAUUUGACCGCCCUGGUUCUGUUAGUUUUUGCCAUUAUGCUGUUGUUAAAAACCAGGUUUACCGAAAGUGCUAUGGGCAACAUGUUGGCUUCAACAUGUUCAUGGAUCAGAUACUGUUGUCCCUUGCUAGAAAGGUGCGUCUUCCGGAUAUUGAAAUGCUUGUAAACCUUGGUGACUGGCCACUUGAGCAAAGAAGCCACUCCGGAGUCCACAUUCCAUUUUUUUCAUGGUGUGGCUCAAAAAGCAGCACAGAUAUUGUCAUGCCGACCUAUGACAUUACAGAAUCAUCUCUCGAAAUGAUGGGCAGGGUGACCUUAGAUGUUCUCUCUGUGCAAGGGAACAGUGGGCCAGCUUGGAAAGAAAAGCGCCCAUGUGGGUUUUGGCGAGGACGUGACAGCUGCCCUGAACGCCUUGACCUUGUGGCUCUGUCGCGCCGCCACCCAGACCUACUGAAUGCUUCUCUCACAAAUUUUUUCUUUUUUCGGGACAAGAUGGACAUCUAUGGUCCCCAGACCAGCCACGUUUCCUUCUUUGAUUUUUUUGAGUACAAGUACCAAAUCAACGUGGAUGGCACUGUGGCUGCUUACCGGCUUCCUUACCUCCUGGCUGGCUCUGGUUUGGUGCUGAAGCAAGAAUCUGAGUACUAUGAGCAUUUCUACUCUCGCAUCUCGCCCAUGGUGCAUUAUGUGCCCGUUCAGCACAACCUCACUGACCUAAUCGAAAAGCUGACCUGGGCACGUGGCCAUGAUGAUAUUGCUCAGGGAAUUGUCAAGGAAGCCCAACAAUUUGCAUUGGAUCACCUCUUACCACACCAUGUGUUUUGUUAUCAUGCACAGCUUUUCCAUGAAUACUCGCUGAAGCUAAAGCGACGUGUUCAAGUUUCUGAAGGCAUGGAACAUGUGGCGCAACCUCAUGAUAAGCAUUCAUGUGACUGCGGAGACCAGCAGAGGACCCACAAUGAGUUAUAGCCAAAGAUACUGCAUUGACCAAAAGGAACAGCAAUCAUCUCGUAAGUGUAGCUGUGUUUCAUGACAUAUAUUAGCACGAAAACAAGUGUACAAAUUUCGUAGAAAAAGGCAACAUGUAAAUAUAUGCAGUUAGACAGUAUCCUUAAACGAGUGCUGGGACAUUUUCAAAGUUAUAAUAUUUGGUAAGAAUACUGCUUCUAUACCCUAUGGAUGUACUUGCAUGUGGCAACAUCUGUGAUUACAGAAACAUGGAGAAAUAGUGAGUUAUGCCAUUAUGAUGCAUCAACUAGUACAUACUACUGGGUACCAAGGCGUCUAAAACAACAAAUCUCAUUCGGCAUCUUUGAUAAUUUUUAUGAUUCUCUAAAUACCAGUGUGGUUCUGGAGCCACUCUGGGUUCAAGUGAGAGAUGUUUUAAACCACUUGAAUGGCCAUAUGUUCUCUGGAGCACUGAGGAAGAAGUGGGAAAUUGGAGGAACUUCCUGUAAUGAAGUGCCACAGUUGGGUGCAUGGCACUUAUUAUACUAAUUAUUGCUGUAAAAAAAAUCGGUGCACAAGCAGUGGAACAAGUAGAUUAAAGUGGAAAGUCGGACUAGUUGGUAUGAAUUAGUGAUAAAAAACAGCCCAUCAUUAUGAGGGACGGGUUGUAAAGAAAUAGCACCUGCCCUUUUUUCUUUUCAAUCUGUUCAUCGUCUAUAUGUAUGCACUGUUUCGAUGAGGAAGAGGUGGAGUCCUGGAAGUAGUAAUAGAAUAGGUGUUUGGGCUGUUCCAGUGGUAAGACGUAUUGAGAGCCUAUUUGGAGUUGUGAAUUAAUUGGCUAAGACUAUUUGAGGUGUCCCUAUUCGGCUGUACAAGGCUGGCCCUUUGGGACCAUUUUAGAGUGCUCAAGAAGGAACAUUUGAAAAUGCCAACAUUGAAUUAUUAUAUUAAGUACCGGCUGAUGCUAGCCUGUAAUUUUUUUAUUUCUUUCCUAGAGGUUGGGGGCCCCAGAAUGCCAGUUAUUCUAUAAAAAUAUAAUGUCACUACGUACUUCUUUGAAGUAAAUUGAAGUAAAACUGUCAUGUCUACGGAUCCAUAAAUAUCUCUGCAAAGAUGGCAGUCUUCGCAAUGAAAAGUGCCUAGAAACUUUUUGUUCUGGUAGAAUACUCAGUGGUGUUGGAUGGAAAAUGUAAUCAAGUGAUGUGAGUCUUCAGCGCAGAUAGUGGAAUUCGGGUGAUGUCUUGAUACUAGAAUGGGAACCAUAUUUUGCUUGUGAGGCAGGCAUGCAAACCUUAUCGUUUGUUAUUCAACCCCGUGCACGGAUUUUUCACCUGAAUGCUGACUAAAGAAGAAGCUGUUAGUAGGACAAAAACUAAAGUAGCUCCAUUUUAAUGCUGAUCUUUCAAUGCGGCUAAUGCUCGACCACCUAUUCCAAGAAAUGUGCAAAGAAAUACUAAUGUACAAGAUUUUGCUGUUACUCUAUAGAAUAUGUUCUGUUACCGUUUGUACAUUGCCUGCAUAGCAAUACAACUUCCACAGAAACUAUUGACACUAUUAGGAAAGUCUUAGAACUAGUGCUAUUCCUCAUUCUUACCCUCUGCCUAUCCCCCUCUCUCUCUAUCUAUCUUUGUAAAACUUUUUGAUGAUAUAGGUGUUGUUCUACCAUUGGAAGGAACUGCUAAGAAUAAACACAGUGCAUCAUAAAAAUUUUUGUCUGCAUGAUACAAAGAACCUGCUGCAAUGUCUGUGCAGCUUUCUAUUCAUGUUGCCAUUUAGUCUCAUUUUUUGAGUAACAUAAUGCACGAAGGUGCACUUGUGCACAUAUACAGGCUGCUGCAGUGUGUAUGCUCACUUAUGACAUUAACAUAAGACACUUGUCAGUAGUAUACUGAUUGUAUGCAAUGGAAGGAAAGGUAUCUUAAGCAUACUCGCUAUUAUAACUGCAAACUGUAAGGGACUCUUGAUAUUUGUAGAUGCAGUGACAAUGCUUUUCUUUCGAAAUAAGUAGUUGAGGUGCUCUGCAUGAUUGUUUACAAAAAUAUUUGUGCUAUUUUAACUGUCAUUGUUAAAGAAAAUUGUGUCUGAUGGUAUGGAGCGCUAUUUAGAUUCGCUCUGUGAUUGGCUGCUUUCUGCUUCAAUGUUUUCCUUUCUGAGAUAACAUUAACAUAUUUGCCAGUAAACUUCUUUAAAACAUAACUAAACCUUAAGGGAUGAUGCUACUUAAAUAUGCUAUUUCAAAAAUUUAUGAUCUAGAGCAAUAAAACUGUUACUAUUAAUUGCUUUUUAUGCCAAUUUGAAAUGCAUAAUCAGUUUUAUAGACAGUAACAUAAGUAUUAUUUUGUACCAUGACAACGUUUAACAUGUAGGCAUUUUUGCCCCUGGUUUCUCUUUUUUUUUUAUAACUGCAAGCAAAUCAUCACUCGUAUUCCUUUGCAUAAACUGUAGAAUCCUGUAAGUUUGCUAAAAAGUAUGUAAAAUAUAAUGACAAAGGUGCAAAACUAGAACAUGAGAAGUCUUAAAACCCUCUAUCCCAGCGAAAUAUUAUAGUUUUAAAUUUUAGCUUGCAGACCUUGAAUUGAUUGGGUUUACCAUACAUACUGUUGGUUACAAAAAAUAAAAUCUCUGUACCAUCCGUAAUAGCGUACGACAUAUGUGCAGUGUCAACGAAUGAGAGCAGUAGCGAAUGUAAAACUUUUUACCUGCUCACUCACCUGCUAUUCAUGAAAUUUUGCAAGGCACUGCUCCUUGAAAAAAAAAAAAAAAAAAACUUGCUUUUAAGGUAAAAUUCAAAGUUCACAUGCAUUGUAAAAUGUCUUUGUUUGUUAUUUCAUUCCUCAAGGGAGCUCAGGCAACCUUGGUUGUUAUGACAAUGUACAUCUACUAAAUUCCUCACUCAGACAUCAUCAUGGCAACAUCAGACAUCAUGACAACAUCAAGCUGCCACAGUGUGUGUAUAUGUGAUUUCUUGACAAUUCACACUUUCUUUGAAGGGCCAGUAAACAAUUCCAAGGUUCAAAAAGUUUAAUGUAGAAAAAUAUGUGCACUUUUGCUAUUCGAACAUGCUGUCGCAAGAAUUUUGCGAAUAUGUGCCAUAAUAAGGAAGUUACAGGGGUUAAAACAUCUGUUUCAACCGGUUUCAAAUUUUCGUGUGGCCACUCGCCACCUUUUUUCAUCAUAGGGAGGGGAAGGAGUAGCCCGUCGUCA